AUGCAUACUCCAUCUACGCACGCGGGGGAACGGCUUGCCAUCGCUGAGCACACCGUGUUCCUGUGGACCCGCUCCAUCGGCGCCGACUCCGGCAUCUGGGACGCGGACGCGAGCUACAGCAACACCGCGGUCGAUGAUGUGCUGCUCCUGGCGGAGGAGGACCCCUUCCCGCUCCCCGAGGCCUCGUCCGCGCGCGUCGCCGUCGACGGUCUCGCGCUGGCGGCUGUCAUGCGGGUCCUCUCCGCGACGGCGAUGGCUGCGGCCAGCGCGCGUGCUUCCCCCUGCUCCGCGGCAGCUCCGCCGCGCACGAGCUCGGCCCCCGCGCGCACUCCGCCGCUGCAAGAUAGCUCCGCAGGCCGCGCGCACGCUCCGCCGCUGCAAGCGAGCUCCGCCCGCCGCGCGCACGCUCCGCAGCCGCAAGCGAGCUCCGCUGUCGGUGGGGCCGGGCCAAGGCAGAAGGUCAACCUCCCGCCGAUGCGGGCGCGAGCUCCGCCACCGCCGCGAGCCGGACAAGGCGAGGCGAAGCCGGGCGGCGCGGCCGCCGCUGCCACCAUGGGCCGCCGCCAUCGCAACCCGCCCUUCCCACCGCCGCAGGCGUAA
Messenger RNA from Panicum virgatum (switchgrass), 600 nucleotides. Its product is annotated as splicing factor, proline- and glutamine-rich-like. The record is from RefSeq and is a predicted model, not a curated record. The coding region runs from base 1 to 600 and encodes 199 amino acids. The transcript has 2 exons. NCBI's taxonomy places the organism in Eukaryota, Viridiplantae, Streptophyta, Magnoliopsida, Poales, Poaceae.